UGUUCUGGGUGUUACUGGCAACGCUUGUAUAAAGCUCGGCCGGGCUUCUCCGUAGUGAUCCCAUUAUCACCUCCAUCUCACUGGACGGCCAGCAUCGUAUUGUCUCUUAGAGACGCAAACAGUUGAAUACCUUUGGGGAAGCCCACCCCCCGAGUGGCCAUCAUGGGGGACGAUAGCGAGUGGAUGAAGCUUCCCAUCGACCAGAAAUGUGAACACAAGGUGUGGAAAGCACGUCUGAAUGGUUAUGAAGAAGCUCUGAAGUUGUUCCAGAGGAUAGAAGAUGAGAAGAGUCCAGAGUGGGGGAAGUACCUGGGACUCAUAAAGAAGUUUGUCACUGACUCAAAUGCCGUGGCUCAGCUUAAAGGCCUGGAGGCUGCCCUGGCCUUCAUUGAAAACGCUCAUGUUGCUGGGAAGACGACAGGUGAGGUGGUGUCAGGUGUGGUGACCAAAGUGUUUAACCAGCCGAAGGCCCGGGCCAAGGAACUGGGCACAGACAUCUGUCUGAUGUACAUCGAGAUAGAGAAGGCUGAGGUGGUGCAGGACGAGCUGCUCAAAGGACUGGACAACAAGAACCCCAAGAUAGUGGUGGCCUGCAUUGAGGCGCUCAGGAAGGCUCUCAGUGAGUUUGGAUCAAAGAUAGUGACUUUGAAGCCAGUAGUGAAGAUUUUACCCAAACAGUUUGAGUCCAGAGAGAAGGCAGUGAGAGACGAAGCCAAGCUGCUUGCUAUAGAAAUCUACAAAUGGAUCCGAGAUGCUCUGAGACCUCCACUACAGAACAUCAACUCUGUACAGCUGAAGGAGCUGGAGGAGGAAUGGGUGAAGCUACCUUCCUCUCCUCCCAAGCAGAUCAGGUUCCUGCGCUCCCAGCAGGACCUGAAGGCAAAGUUUGAACAGCAACAAGCCCAAGGAGAACAGUCUGAUGGAGAGGAUGAGGAGGAAACAGUGGCAGCAGUGGAUCCUUAUGAACUGCUGGAAGCUGUGGAGAUUCUCUCUAAGAUGCCCAAAGACUUCUACGAGAAAAUAGAAGCUAAAAAGUGGCAGGAGAGGAAAGAAGCUCUGGAAGCUAUAGAGGCUCUGACCAAGAACCCCAAACUAGAGAACGGAGACUAUGGAGACCUAGUCAGAGCACUGAAGAAGGUUGUGGGGAAAGACGCCAACGUGAUGCUGGUUACAAUGGCAGCUAAAUGUCUAGCUGGACUGGCCUCUGGUCUCAGGAAGAAGUUUGGAACAUAUGCAGGACAAGUGGCUCCAACCAUUCUGGAGAAGUUCAAAGAGAAGAAGCCUCAGGUUGUCCAGGCCCUGCAGGAGGCUAUUGACGCCAUCUUCCAUACUACCACCCUACAGAACCUUUCAGAGGACAUCCUGGGUGUGAUGGACAAUAAGAACCCGUCCAUUAAGCAGCAAGCCUCUCUUUUUCUGGCCCGCUCCUUCAGACACUGCACCCAGGCCACACUGCCCAAGAGCGUCCUCAAACCCUUAUGCGCUGCGCUCAUAAAGCAAGUGAAUGACUCGGCUCCAGAGGUGCGUGAUGCUGCUUUUGAAGCUUUGGGGACGGCCAUGAAAGUGGUUGGAGAGAAAGCUGUGAACCCCUUCCUCACUGAUUUGGAUAAACUCAAACUGGACAAGAUAAAGGAGUGUGCUGAUAAAGUGGAGCUUGCAGGAGGGAAGAAGGGUGCUGGAGGGGGAGGAGGAGCAAGUGGAGGGGGAGACAAGAAGCCAGCAGCUAGAGCUCCUCCCCCUGCUGAAGCUCCAUCUAAAUCUUCUGCCCCACCCAAGAAGACCCAAACUGCCAGCAAGUCGUCAGCAGGUCCACCUAAAAAAGGCAAACCAUCCUCUGCAGCUGGUGGAAAAACCAAAAAGAGCUCUGACAGUAAAGAGAUAACAGAAACUGAAUUGUCGGUUGAGGUGUGUGAGGAUCUGGCAGCAGGUGUCCUUCCUGCCUCCUGUCUACAACAGCUGGACUCAGCCAACUGGAAGGAGAGACUGGCCAGUAUGGAGGAGUUCCAAAGGGCUGUUGAGACUAUGGAUAAGGCGCAGAUGCCCUGCCAGGCCUUAGUCAGGAUGUUGGCCAAGAAACCGGGCUGGAAGGAGACCAACUUCCAGGUGAUGCAGAUGAAGCUCCACAUCGUGGCUCUUAUAGCCCAGAGGGGACAGUUUUCAAAGACGUCCGCCUCUGUGGCUUUGGAUGGCUUGGUGGAUAAGGUUGGAGAUGUCAAAUGCGGUGGAAAUGCCAAAGAAGGACUGACUGCUAUUGGACAAGCCUGCUCACUGCCAUGGACUGCAGAACAGGCCGUGUCUAUGGUGUUUGCACAGAAGAACCCCAAGAACCAGGCAGAGACACUCAACUGGCUAGCUAAUGCCAUUAAGGAGUUUGGCUUUACUGGUAUCAAUGUGAAGGCUUUCAUCAACAAUGUAAAGACAGCUCUGGGAGCGACUAACCCUGCUGUUCGGACGGCAGCCAUCACCCUGCUGGGAGUCAUGUAUCUCUACAUGGGAGCUCCUCUUCGGAUGUUCUUUGAGGAUGAGAAGCCGGCUCUCCUUGCACAGAUAGAUGCUGAGUUUGAGAAGAUGCAGGGCCAGUCUCCACCAGCUCCAAUCAGAUUCACCAAGAAGGCAGCAACGGAGGAGGAGGGUGAUGAUGGAGAGGAGCAGGAAGAAGAAGGAGGAGGAGGAGGAGGAGGACAGGACAUCAUGGACCUAUUGCCCAGAACAGAUAUCGGCGACAAGAUAACAUCCGAUCUGGUGUCUAAAAUCGGGGAUAAGAACUGGAAGAUCAGGAAGGAGGGUCUUGACGAGGUCGCAGCUAUCAUCUCAGAGGCCAAGUUCAUCACAGCCAACAUAGGAGAGCUGCCUCUUGCCUUGAAAGGACGACUCGGCGAUUCCAACAAGAUCCUGGUCCAGCAGAGCCUGACUAUCCUGCAGCAGCUGGCUACAGCCAUGGGACCUGGACUCAAGCAGCAUGUUAAAGCACUGGGAAUCCCUGUUAUCACUGUAAUGGGAGAUAGCAAGCCGAACGUCAGAGCAGCUGCUCUGGCUACUCUGCAGGCCUGGGUGGAGCAGACUGGGAUGAAGGAGUGGCUGGAGGGAGAGGACCUGUCAGAGGAGCUAAAGAGAGAGAAUCCCUUCCUACGACAGGAGGUGUUAGGCUGGUUAGCAGAGAAGCUGCCCACUCUGAGGACAGUACCUGGGGAUCUGAUGCUGUGCAUCCCCCAGCUCUACGCCUGCCUGGAGGACAGGAAUGGAGACGUGAGGAAGAAAGCUCAGGACGCCCUACCCACCUUCAUGAUGCACCUGGGCUAUGACAAGAUGAAUAAGGCUACAGGGAAACUCAAGCCUGCCUCUAAGGACCAGGUGGUAGGCAUGUUGGAAAAAGCCAGAGCAGUGAUGCCAGCUAAACCUGCUGCUCCUGCUAAAGCUGGAGGAGGAAAAGGCUCUGCAGAACCAAGCAGAGCUGCAUCAGCCUCCAGGUCUCAGCCAGCCAACGAAGACUUUCCUGACAGUAAACCUGAAACUAAGAAGGUCAGAGGAGGAGCUGCUAAGAAGCUCCCCUCUCCUCCCGAAGAACCUGCCCCUCCCCCUCCCUCCAAGGACAAGGACAGUAAUGCUAGUAAAAAGCUCCCCAGCAAAGGGAAGGCUGCUGCUGGCAGUCAACAGGGUGCAGCUGCUAAGAAGCCUGCAGCCAAAGGCAUGAAGGAUGAUGAAGAUAGGUCUGGGCCAAUCUUCAUCCUUGUCCCCAAUGCUAAGGAGCAGAGGAUCAAAGAAGAGAAACAACUGAAGAUCUUGAAGUGGAACUUCAACACUCCUAGAGACGAAUAUGUAGAGCAGCUUAAAACUCAGAUGUCAACCUGCUUUGCUAAGUGGCUCCAGGAUGAGCUCUUCCACUUCGACUUCCAGAGACACGUCAAAGCUAUCGGAGUCAUGAUUGAGAGGUUAGAGAGUGAGAGUGAAGCCACCAUUAGCUGUCUGGAUCUGAUUCUGAAGUGGUUCACCCUGCGGUUCUUCGACACCAACACCACAGUCCUGAUGAAGGUGCUGGAGUAUCUGAAGCUCAUGUUCGCCAUGCUCAACAGAGAGAACUACCACCUCACAGAGUAUGAGGCCAACUCCUUUGUCCCCUACCUCAUACUCAAGGUUGGGGAGUCGAAGGAUGUGGUUCGCAAAGAUGUUCGAGCCAUUCUGACCAUGCUGUGUAAGGUUUACCCAGCAUCCAAGGUCUUCCCUUUCCUCAUGGAUGGAACCAAGUCCAAGAACUCCAAACAGAGAGCUGAAUGUCUGGAGGAGUUGGGUUGUUUGAUAGAAAGCUAUGGGAUGAAUGUAUGUCAACCAACUCCGGCUAAGUCUCUGAAGGAGAUCGCUGUUCACAUUGGUGACAGAGACACGUCUGUCCGCAAUGCUGCCCUGAAUACUGUGGUGGCUGUCUACAACGUCUGCGGGGAACAAGUCUACAAACUGAUAGGAAAUUUGUCAGAGAAAGACAUGAGCAUGCUGGAAGAGAGGAUCAAGCGUUCAGCAAAGAAGACCCCUGCAGCUCCAGCCAAGCAGACUGCCACAGAGAGGUCUCAGAGAGAGCACCCAACUAACCCCAACGCCACCUUCCUCCGCAAGCCUGCGCAGGAAGACCCCAACAAACUCAACCAAGCCCGUCAGAACGCUCAGCACAGCGAGUCCUCCCACCCAUCCAUCCCCAAAGAAUUCCAGUUAGACCUGGACAUGAUCGAGAUGGACCAGAGCAGAGUGUGUGAGCUGCCAGACCUCGUCCAACACAAGCUGGAUGAGCUGCUGGAGCCCAUCAUGAUCCCCGAACCCAAGAUGCGUGCAGUCUCUCCUCACUUCGAUGACCUCCACAACAGCACAGCCUCCACCAUCAACUUUGUCAUCUCUCAGGUGGCGAGUGGUGAUAUCAACACCAGCAUACAGGCACUGGCACAGAUUGACGAGGUGCUGCGGCAGGAAGACAAAGCAGAAGUCAUGUCAGGUCACAUCGACCAGUUCCUCAUCGCUACCUUCAUGCAGCUGAGGCUCAUCUACAGCACACACAUGGCUGACGACCGGCUGGACAAGAAGGACAUUUUUAAACUGUACAGCUGCAUCAUAGGAAAUAUGCUAUCUUUGUUCUCUAUGGAGUCCUUGGCCAGAGAGGCGUCUAUGGGUGUGUUGAAGGAUCUGAUGCACGGUCUGAUAACACUGAUGCUGGACGCCAGAGUGGAGGACAUAGAGGAGGGACAGCAGCUCAUCAGAUCUGUCAACCUGCUAGUGAUCAGAGUCAUGGAGAAAUCUGAUCAGACCAACAUACUUAGUGCUCUGCUGGUUUUGCUUCAGGACAGUUUAGUCUCGACAGCUGGGUCUCCCAUGUUACCUGAACUGGUCAUGAAGUGUCUGUGGAGGAUGAUCCGCUUCCUCCCAGAGACCAUCAACAACAUCAACCUGGAUCGGAUCUUACUGGACGUCCACAACUUCAUGAAGGUUUUCCCCAAAGAGAAACUCAAGCAGCUCAAGAGUGACGUCCCACACAGAACCCUCAAGACUCUGUUACACACACUCUGCAAGCUGACUGGGGCCAAGAUCCUGGACCACCUGUCAAUGAUAGAGAAUCGUAAUGAGUCAGAGUUGGAGGCCCAUCUGAGGCGGGUGGUCAAACACUCUGGAAACCUGUCAGGACUCAAGAGUGACCGAGGCAACGAGAAGACUGGUCUGCACACGGAGGAUCGGAUGUCAAAGACAAAGGUCAGUGACAUUCUGACUGAAAUCUUCAAGAAGAUUGGCUCCAAAGAGAACACGAAAGAGGGUUUGACAGAGUUGUACGAGUACAAGCAGAAGUACUCAGAUGUAGACCUGGAGCCCUUCCUCAAGAACACCUCCCAGUUCUUCCAGAGCUACGUGGAGCGAGGACUUCGUAUGAUCGAGUCAGAGAGAGAGGGCAAGGCUCGCAUCCAGACCUCAGCAGUGAUCCCUCAGCAUGGCGCGGACUCCAAUCUGAGCAGUAACAACGAAGAGCUGAAACCAGCCGUUUACUACGAGAGACUCAAGAUCCUCCGACAGAGACAAGGCCUGGAAAACACCUCCAGGCAGGGCACCGGGGGAGGCGAGGACGAGCCCCAGCAGCGACCCCCCAUCUCCUCCCUGCUGUCAUCCAAGCCGUCUGUUGCCUCCUCCACCGACAUGCUCCACAGCAAGCUGUCGCAGCUCAAAGAGUCCAGAGAGCUGUACCAGCAGGAACACAACGCACACUCCCACUCCCCGACGCACACACACACCCGCUCUGCCUCGCCCGCCGCCAACCUGGACGACCUGAAGAAACGUCUGGAAAGGAUAAAGAGCAACAGGCAGUAGGAGCGCCAACCUCAUCUCAUCCACUAAGCCUGUGGAGUUCAGCUGGUAGUUCCGAAUCACCAUCCUCCCUUUUUAACUCACUCUGUGUUUCUAUUCAUGCUUUGGUAGAUGGACCCUAAACCCCCCCCACCCCUCCCCAACACCCCAACACCCUCACACCCGCCCUCUGUAUCAACAAAUCAGGUAGCAACUCAGAUUUGAACCUGACUCCACCCACUGUGCCUGUAUGUUGUUAGAAAUCAAACACACCUUAGCCUGAUUGUAGUUCAGUACAGUUACAUUGAACUAAGGCUGUGACACACACUCUUCAUCCAGGUGUUUUUAGCCUUUAUUCAACCUUAAAAAAAUCUCAAUAAAGAGGCUCUAUUUAGACAUCAAGUCUUUUUUUUGUUUGAAGUUUCGAUCAUCAGUGCAAAAAAAAAAAAAAAAAGCUGAAUCCAGAGUGUAGGAGUGAGUUUUGAUGUUUCGUGUGCAGGAUCACAUAGUCACCUGUAGUUCUCAGUCUGUACAGUUUCAUCUUAACAACCGAAUCCCACCCAUCCUCUCUGCUGUCCUGUCCUGUCCUGUCCUCUUUCAGGGUGCACCCCCCCCCACUCCCCAUUCUCCUGUUUCUUAAACCUCGUCUCACUGUAUUAUAAUAAUGAAAUAGUGGACUCCCCUUCCCUUUUCUCUCUGUUUUUAAGCAUCAUGGCACAAUAUGUUUGUACAUAUUUAAAGGUUGUUAACCACUUAAAACUGUUUUUUGAAGCGCUUCUCAAACGGAUGCAGCAGAAAACAAUGUUUCUUCCUGCUGGCCUCAUAAUCCUGCUGCAGUGUCUUGAUGGAGAAACACUGCUGUAAAGAGCUGAAGCUACAGCUGUUGUAGCUGUGUAAAUGCAGUGUUUGACUGCCCCCUUGUGGCUGAACACUGUCAUAGACCCUACUGGUGUCAGCUCCUUCUUCUCAAUGAUCAACCUAAAGUAUAUAAUAUAAAUAUAAUAUAAAUAUUACCUUUGGAGUAACUACACAAAGUGCAAAUUUACAUUUUCUACAUCUGUGACGUUAAAAACUCCAAAUUCCUUGACUGUAGUUUGCUGAAGACAAACAUCUGCUGACAGGGCUUUAGAGGAGAAGUCUUUCAAAAUAGCACAGUACAAAUAUGGCUUUAAGCUCCAGCACUUAAUUUAAUCAAGUGUCUGAUUUAUAUCCAUGUUAGAAACAUAUACUGUGUCUCUCUGUGGGGCCAGGAAUAAGUGAAACUGCAUUUCCACAGCAACAUCAGCGUGUCUGUGUGUGUGUUUUUAUUUUUCCCCUUUAUGGAGUUCAAAACUGACAAGGCUCAAAGCUGCAGCUGUGUGCUGAUAUGUGUUUUCAUCAGGGCGUUUGGUCAGGGUUACUUGGGGAAUAUGUCCAGUUUUAUUCUGAAAGCGGCCGUCAUGUGGCCUUCUAGUAAGCUUUUGUGUAAAGUCAGUGGUUUUCAAUCCUCCUUUUGAUUUUUAGACAUCCAAAAGUUCUCAGAUUUUUAUAUCCCGGCCAAACUGGAGAUGAUCAGUUGUUUGGUUGUGAUGAAAACCUGCAGACUCUUGGUGCUACAGGGCUUUAAAAACCACUACUUUCAUUCUGGAGGAGCAAUUAUACCACCGUCUCUUUUCAACCAAUCAGAACAGAGAAUCUGUCUCUGCUGUCAGUGGCGAGCUGAACUGCUUUGUUCGUUCAGGAAGUCCAGACCAAGCAGAGUCAUAUCCAGGUGUGUUUAAGUAGUGUGUUGGACUGUGCUGUGGGGUGACACUUGGCUGUAAAUACUGUAUGUACUAAUGCCCUCCAUUAACAGCCCCAUCUGUUAUUUAACAGACCGCAGAGCCAACAUGGCCGUCACUGUAUAGCACUUCGACCAAACUCUUGUUAUUUAUGUGCGGCUCUUUAUCCAGCUGAAGGAGGUUCACUCUGUUCUGUGUGUACGGUUACAGAGCAUGGCAUGAAGUCAGUGAUUGUUUUUAUUUUCUCAUGUAAAUAAAGUUUGCAUUACUAAAACUGCUGCUUAAAGAAGUCAUUGUUUUUCUGAUGAAGACGAUGAUGAUGAUGAUGAUGAUGGUGAUGAUGAUGAUGUCAGUCAUCUGUUCUGUAGCCGAAUGUUGAGUAAAGAAAAACAAAUAACAUUGUUUUUGUAUUUAAUUCAAACGUUAGUAGUCUUACAUUGUUGCUCUCCAGUUUCCUUGUAUAAUCCAUAGUGGAAGAUGGCAAUAAAGUCUUGUUUUUUUUUUUAACAAUCCA
Thunnus maccoyii (southern bluefin tuna) is the source of this 8580-nucleotide messenger RNA. RefSeq names its product cytoskeleton associated protein 5 (gene ckap5). Gene Ontology annotation, cellular component: microtubule plus-end; kinetochore; centrosome. NCBI's taxonomy places the organism in Eukaryota, Metazoa, Chordata, Actinopteri, Scombriformes, Scombridae. Gene Ontology annotation, molecular function: microtubule plus-end binding; microtubule plus end polymerase activity. The record is from RefSeq and is a predicted model, not a curated record. The transcript is spliced from 44 exons. Gene Ontology annotation, biological process: mitotic spindle organization; establishment or maintenance of microtubule cytoskeleton polarity; centrosome duplication. The coding region runs from base 163 to 6330 and encodes 2055 amino acids.